UUUAUCUCUCCACCCUGUUUGAUUUUCUUUUUCUUUUAGAUAGAAACUAAAGGGAAUCAUUAUCAUCAUCAAUUAUUCUAUCCCAGAUCAUGUGAGAAAAGUUCGUCACUGACAGACUGUUUUUGCUUUUGCUUUGCUAAAUUUUUCCUCCAAGUGGUGUGGUUCUUUCAUUUAGUCUUCUAGUGACUUAGGCUUUUCUGAGUUGUUGCCAACCUCAUCAUUUCUUUCCUUAAUUUCUUCAUCUUUUUCCCAUUUCCGUUUCUUAAGGACUGGGAGCUGCCACUUUGUUUUUCAAUCCACAAUAAUCAUUAUGGCCACCCAAACUCUUGAUUCCCAUCAAACUUCUACAACCGAUGAGUUAUGUUUUAUUUUACUGGAGGAAACGGAGAAGAUCAACAGUGAAUCAGUAAAAGUAGCGGAGCAAAUACAUUUCUCUUCACCACAAGAAACUGUAGAAGAUGACAGGGAGAAAGGUAGGGCUGACAACUUACAUGUUCCAAAUAGUACUUUGUCGACAUCCAAAGAAAAGGCAGUGGAUAUUCAAGCUGAGCCUCCUGCAAUUGAGAUCAAACAAAUAGAUGAAACUCCUGUUGUUAAUCUUCCAGUUCAUGACAAUGUGCAGUUGGAAAAAGAAUCUACUUCGGUUUCAGAGGUGGAAAUUGCUACUGCCACCAAUGAGACUCUACAUGAGGGAAGGCCAUCGGUUGAACCAGUUGGAGGAGAAGCAAUAGAACUGCCAGUAAUUGCGUACUUGGAAAAAAGUAUAAAGGAGUUUGAUACAACUGACAAUGGCAAGAGCCCACCAGAAGAGCAACCAACUAAAGAAGUCAUAGAAAGAGAGACUUUGGAGGUACCAGCAGAGGCAACCACACAAAAAGUAGAAGAACAACCAUCAGAGGCUGUGAACUUUCCAAAAGUACAAGACGAAUCAUCAAGCAAUAUCGUUUACAGUGAAGAAAAAGAGGAACCAGGUGCCCAUGUACAUUUUGUAACAGAAGUUGCAGAAAAAGUAGAAAUGGAUUCUGAGGAAGUAGAAGAGAAGAAGUCAAAGAUUAGUGAUAAUACAAUAUUAUCAGUAGUGGAAGACUUUAGUAAGGGCCCAACAGAUGCAGAAAAUGAACCAGUGACAGAAUGCAUCAGUGUAGAGAAAGAGGCAGACAAGGAACCAGUGACAGAAUGCGUCAGUGUAGAGAAGGAGGCAGACAAGGAACCAGUGACAGAAUGCGUCAGUGUAGAGAAGGAGGCAGAAAAGGAACCAGUGACAGAAUGCGUCAGUGUAAAGGAGGCAGAACAGGAACCAGUGACAGAAUGCGUCAGUGUAGAGAAGGAGGCAGACAAGAAACCUGAGACUGAUAUUCCAAAAGAACCCGUUGAACUAUCAAAGAAAGAAGCUCAGGCAACUGAGGUAGUUCCAUUGGAAGAACUAAUAGAGAGGGUUGCAAAAGAAAAUCUUGAAAGAGUUGAAACUCCAACAGAAAAAGAGCAGCCAGUUGAACUUCAACCAUUCAAAGCGUUGGAAGAAGUGAUAGCAAAAGAAAUUAGCAUACCCACAGAAGUUCCCAAAGAAAAGCAACAGGGAUCUGAAAUUGAAGCAGAGCAAGAAUCAAGAGAACUGAUAGAAACAAAGAUCAGGGAAUCUGUUGAAGUUUCCCAUGAAAGUGAAUUACUAGUUGAAGUUCAUCAAGCAAGAGAACAAGUAUUGAUAGAAAAAGAGAGAAACGAAUCCUUAGAACCUCCAAAGAAUAAGGAGCAAUCGGAUGAAGCUAUUUCCCAAAGAGGAUCUGAAGAAGUCACAACAAAUGAGGUUGGCUUAUCCUUUGAACCUCCCAAGAACGAUGAGCAAGCAUAUGAAGGGUUUUCAGCAACAAAAUCUGAAGAAGUGAAGGAAAAAGAGACCAAUGAUUCCACAUUGGAUUUUGAAGAAGUCGAGAAACAAGAAAAGGAGGUCAUUGAAGUAAAAGAUGGUACAAGAGAGAUACCUGAAGUAACCAAACAUGUCCAGGACACUUAUGUUGAGGCUGAAACUGUGACAGAUGAAAAGACAUUGGCACCUAGAGACAACACUGGCCAACCAAGUGAGGGGAAACUCCAGAAAGAAGAACAACCAAUCGAGGUGGUUGCUGAAAAAGAACCAAUUAAGAUGUUUGCAAAAGAAGAUAUUGAAACAGUUGAGCUGCCGAUGGAAAAGAAGUCAGUAGUGGUAGAAAAAGAGAUAAAUGAAGAUGUUGAAACAGAUGAGCCAGAAAUAGAAAAGAAGCAGCCAGAAGUAGAAAAGAAGCAGCCAGUAGACGUAGGAAAGGAGAUAAGUGAAGAUACUGAAAUAGUUGAACGACCAAUAGAAAAUAAGCAGCCAGUAGCGGUUGCAAAAGAGAUAAACGAGGUGAUCACAAAAGAAGUUACUCAAAAGGUUGAGCCUUCAACAGAAACACAACAGUUAGAAGUGAUAGCAAAAGAGGUAAGCGAGGUGGUCGCAAAGGAAGUUAUGGAAAUGUUUGAAACUCCAACAGAAGAAGAGCAACCACUAGUGACAACAAAAGAGACAAAUGCAUCUAUUGAGCCUCUCAAGAACAUGGAGCAGCCAAAUGAAGUUAUUUCUCAGAAAGAAUCGGUGGAAGUUAUAGCACAAGAGGUUUGUGCACCUUUUGACCCUCCUAAGAACAAGGAGCAGGCAGAUGAAGGGUUACUGGUGUCAGAAUCGGGUAAAAGACCAGAUGAGGACCAUCCAACAGAAGAAUUUGUCGGUGUAGACAAGGAAUCGAGGGAGAAACCAGACACGACUCAUGUUCCAGACUUAUUUGUUGAACCUCCCAAGAAAGAAGUGCAUCCACUUGAGGUUCUUACAGUGGAACAACAAGUAGAAGUUACCACAGACGAAAUUAUUAUAACAACCGAACCUCCAACAGAAAAGGGGCAGUCCAUUGAAGUUCACCCACUAAAAGGAUUAGAAGUGGAGGAAAAAGAAAUUUCCGAAAGCAAAGAAUUUUCUGAGGACAAGGAACAAGCAGUUGAAGUACAGUCAGUACAAGAAUCAAAGGAAGUGAUAGCAGAAAAUAUAGUUAAAUCUGUAGAAAUUCCCAAGGGGAGUGAAUUGCUCAAUGAAGUUCAACCAGUGAAAGAAUUAGAAGUCAUGGUAAAAGAUUCUAGUGAAUCCAUUCAACCUCCGAAGAAUAAGGAGCAACCAAAUGAAGUUCCACAUGAGAAAGAAUCAGAAGUUAUAGCAAAAGAUAUUGAUGAAUCCUUAGUACCUUCCAAGGACAUGGAAGGGCCAGUUGAAGGUUUUCCUGUGAUUGGAUCUGAGGAAAUGGGAGCAAAAGAGGUCAGUGGUUCCACAUUGGGUUCAGAAGAAAUUGAAAAACUAGAACCUUGCAAAGUUACCGAAGUGAGGGAUGGCAAGGAAGAAUUGUCUGAGAUAACCAAUCAUGUUCAUAAUGAAUAUGUGGAGGUAGAAACUGAGCAAACUGUGAAAGGCGAAAAUGUGAAAGAUCAAAAGCCAUUGGCUAUCGGGAAUGAUAGUACACCACCUUUGGGAGUAGGACAAAUCCACAAAGAAGAGGAGCAAUGCAAAGGACAAAGUGAUAAACAAGAUUCAGUUUAUCAUAGGGGUCAACCUAGUGUAGAUUUAGUUGCACCUGACUUUCCACCUCAUGAUGUGAAAGAAGAUGAAAAGAAGGAAUCAAGCAACAUUGAUGUAGUUGCACAGUUAUCAGUAGAGGAAGCACCCGCUAUGGAGAAAGUGGGAGAGGAAAAUGAAGAAAAAGGAAUGAAGACUGAGAAGGCAGAUGAAGCUACUCAUGAGAACAUACAAAACAUAACGCUGCCAAGAGAAGAGGUGGCUCCAAGAGACUAUGAAACUGAUGUUGUGGUAGCAGGAAAGUCAAUUGAUGACCAAAAAGCUGGUGAAGUCGCUGAUCUGAUUGCAGAAACCAAGGUUGAGGAGAGUAUUACAGACGAGAAACUAGCACCGGUUGAGACUGUCAAUGCUCAGGUAAAUGAAACACCUAAAGAACCCCAAGAGCUUGAGUUGGAAGUAAAAGAUAAAGAAAAUGUGAGGGAAGAAGCUGAAGUUCCGAAAGUUAAUGACAAGAAAGAAGUUCCAUCGAAGCCUAGUCAUAAGCAUUCACACAAUAUUUUAUCGAAAGUAAAACAGUCGCUGGUGAAGGCAAAGAAAGCCAUCAUUGGCAAGUCACCAAGCUCAAAAACCCUUUCCUCUGAAGCAAGGGAUGACAUUAAAGUUAAGUGAUGGUAUGCAAUGAAUAAUCACUGAAUAUUUCACAUUUCCCACAAAUGUCAUAUAACCCUUAUUGUUGGACAUGCAGCAGGUCAGAGUUAUUGCGUCAGUAUUAUUUGAUUUUUCUUGGUUUGUUUAUUAUAAAAAAAUAAGUGUGUAUAGAAGAAGGUUUCAGUCAACGUUAUACUUGAUACUAUAUGGAUAAAUUGAUUCUUCUUUGUAUUUAUUA
Cucumis melo (muskmelon) is the source of this 4457-nucleotide messenger RNA. RefSeq lists its product as uncharacterized. The record is from RefSeq and is a predicted model, not a curated record. The transcript has 2 exons. NCBI's taxonomy places the organism in Eukaryota, Viridiplantae, Streptophyta, Magnoliopsida, Cucurbitales, Cucurbitaceae. The coding region runs from base 311 to 4240 and encodes 1309 amino acids.